Stylonychia lemnae is the source of this 2418-nucleotide messenger RNA. Lineage: Eukaryota; Ciliophora; Spirotrichea; Sporadotrichida; Oxytrichidae. The record is from the annotation of a GenBank genome assembly.
AUGGCAAGUCCGCAUAGAAACAAUAACUUAAGCUAAUAUGAGGGAGACAUAGGUGAUAGAAGUGAUUUCAAGUUCGAGGAUGAUGGCAUUAGCUAGAAUUACGCUCAUAGUCCUGAACUAGGCGGCAUUCGUGAUAAUGAUAUGCAGUUUUCUAGAUAGUCUAUAACAAGUGAAAUAGCGUAGAAAUAUGAUGAUGGAGGUAACAAUUAAAUUGGAUAAGACCUUUACGACGAUGGACUUUUUAAUCCAGGCUAGAAUAGACUAGAUGAGGAUGGUCUGGGGGGCUUUGGAGGUGGUAAUGAACCAAGUAUUAAUAUGCCUAAACUUGGCCUGAACUAAGAGCCUUCAUUGUUGAAUUAAUCUCCAGGAAUAGGCCAGCUAGGUCUAUAGAACAAUAAAAGAGGAGAGAAUCAACGCCUACUUUAAAAUCAAAAGAAGCUGGUUCUUAAACAAAUCUAGUAGGAAGAAGAAAAUAAAGAGGUGCUUAAGUAUAGGAACAUUAACCUAGUCAUGAUAAUCUUCACAGUGUUUAUUACUAUAAUCUUCUUGCAAGUGCUAGCAUAUGCGCAAAAUGCUGUGCCAUAGACCAACGGAAUAGCAGUGUCAGCAGGUGCAAGUAUUGCUUAUUUUAUUUUGACAUUUAUCACUCUUUUUGUGCUUUAUCUUUAGUAUGAGAUAGUCAACUUUGGAUAUAGAAAUGCCUUGAUUUUUUGGAGAUUUACUUCCCCUCUCUAUGGACUUAUAAUUGUGGUUUUAGGCAUAGUAGAACUUGGAGUUGAGUUCAGUAACAUGGAUGCUACCUGUGCUACUGUUUGGAAAAGACUUAGCUCUAAUCAAAAGUUAUACUUUGAAAACAGCCAGGAUAAUCUAGUAAGUGAAAGAUCAAGGAAUGCUGCUAUGAUAGGGGCAUUUGCUUUAAUCAUCGGGAUCCUCAUUAUAAUCUAAGGAUAUCCACUUCAUGAGCUUUUCAGUCAAAGUGCAAUAAAGUGGAAACCACCUAUGAUAAGCAGGUUGCCUGAGUUGGAGUAACAUGAGACUGUGAACUUUGAGUAUAAUCACUAUCAUGAUGAAGAUGAACCUAUAUAGACUAACUAAUAGCAAACAGUAAUGGAAACAGGUUAAAACUUUAUGAAUUAAUACGAUCAGCAAGAAGAAGACGAUUUGAUUGAAAAGUAGGAAGAUAUGAUAGCAAAGAAGGCUUUGGAGAUGAGUAUAGGUGCUGCUCCAGGUACUUUUAAAUAUGAUAAAUAUGCCAAUUACAACAACGAGCAAAAUCCCUCCCCUGAUUAUGGUGGUAAUAGUGCAAUGUUUCAGCAACAGAUGGAUAACACAGGUUACAACAGAGACGAACCUUUAAGACUCAGAUAAGAUUAUGGUUUAGGAGAUCAAGACUACAACUAGGCUCAGAUUAUAAAUCCUAUUUAUUAAUCAAAAAAUAAUGUUUGUAUGGACUAGCACGGAUUUGUUGCAAUGUCUUACUCUAAUGAUGAUAAAAACUUAGUAUAAAUUGAUUCUGAUGCACUAGUUGGAUAUAUCAAGAUUCAAAAAUCACUUUAAGGCAAACCUAAAAUAUUAGUGAACAUCGGAAGUAUUCUAGCCUCGUUUAUUUAACCAUAAUCCCAGAAAAAAACAAGCACGCCAGACAAGCAAAGAUUCUUUUUUAGGUGCAGCUAGAGCAAGCACAGUCACUGUAAUGGAAAGCUCUAUGUAGAAAUAGAUAAGCAAGGCAAUAAUUCACUCUCUGAAAUAAAGUCAAUCGAAGAGUGUACACUUUUUGUGAGCAAAAAAAGUAGCUGUACUAAUGUUUACCGAUAGUGUCAUAACUAAUGUCUAUCUGUCCUGAAUUACCUAAGAUAUUAAGGAAGCUAAAGUAAGCAAUAUAGAAUUGCUCAGGUACGCAAAAACUCAAUAUAAAUCUCAGAAACUCAGGAUCUUAGCUGGUUAUUCGAUAAAAACUAAAAAUGCCAUGACUAAGAGCAAAAGACUGAGUAAAUGAAUACUACAGAGACUGGUGAUGGCCUUAGUAGGUAGUAAAGCCUGGUUUUGUAAGAACAAUAUUUUGAGGAUCUUGGUAAUAUUAGUAAAGCCCUUAAGGACUCGACUCGUACAAAUACUCCCUAAAGCAUUAAAUCUCAUUUUAGACCAUCUAUAGACCUUUCUGAAACCCCAAGGAGUUUUGAUACUUUUUUCUAAGAAGAGCAAAACCUUAUUCUAGAAGAAGAAAGGGACUAUUCUGUUUCGUUCUGGCAUUUAAACUCUGACAUUGAAGACCAAGAUGAAAUUUAUGUGGAAUAGUUGCUAUAAACUCGGAAGAGGGGGUAGAAGAAAACUGGGUAAUAAAGACAAUAAAAUUAUGAAAGAAUACUGGAUUCCUAAUUCCAAACAUUUUAGGAAGAACUUACUUAUUCUACUGUAUGA